This is a messenger RNA of Staurois parvus, 350 nucleotides long. The record is from the annotation of a GenBank genome assembly. Lineage: Eukaryota; Metazoa; Chordata; Amphibia; Anura; Ranidae.
CUGGGGGUGCAGACUGCUUCUACAAACACUUGUGAAAGAACGGGUCGCUCUCGGGAGCUCAGUGAAUUCAAGCGUGGUACAGUGAUAGGUUGCUACCUGUGCAAUAAGUCUAUCUGUGACAUUUCUUUGCUACUAAAUAUUCCACGGUCAACUGUUAGUGGGGUUAUAACAAAGUGGAAGCAACUGGGAACAGCAACUCAGCCAUGCAGCCACCUCGACUCUAGAGCAGUGGAGACGUGUUGUCUGGAGUGACAAAUCACACUUCUCUGUCUGGCAAUCCGAUGGACGCAUCUGGGUUUGGCGGUUGCCAGGUGAACGGUACUUGCCUGACUGCAUUGUGCCAAGUGUAA